Molecule: messenger RNA, 4034 nt
Organism: Chenopodium quinoa (quinoa)
Lineage: Eukaryota; Viridiplantae; Streptophyta; Magnoliopsida; Caryophyllales; Amaranthaceae
Product: protein SUPPRESSOR OF MAX2 1-like
Exons: 3
Coding region: 720-3863 (1047 amino acids)
Molecular function (GO): ATP hydrolysis activity; ATP binding
Source: RefSeq, a predicted model, not a curated record
AAUAAGCUAAGUAAGAAAAAAAAAAGUAUUGAAUAUCUCCAAUAAAAAGAGAGAUAAAAAAGUAGAAAUUUCUAUUGAGUUAAGUUAUGCAAAGAAAGUGAUGUGUUUGUCAAAAAAAAAAUAAGAAGGUGAUGUGAUCUUUCCCUUUCGCGUUGAAAUCUCCCUUCCAAAAAACCCUCCUUUAAUUUAUUUUUUCCUUUUUACAUGUACUCUUUCACGCCUUCAUAAAUCCCACCUUUAUUUAAAAAAAAAGAAAAAGAAAAUGUGGAGCUUAAAAAAGCUGAGCUCCUACUUUUAGAUGUUCGUUUGUUGGGUUCUGUAGAUGGAGGAAUUUUAGUUUCCAAGUUUUUUCUGUCUUUCUUUCCCUCUCUCUUAUUUACUGGGUCGGUUUGUGUCGUUGAGCUUGAUUAUUACAUUUUCAUUUAUCAUUUUGUCCCGGGCCUCUAAAAUGUGAAUUUCGUCAACUUGUUUUUAAUUUUGCUAUUUCACACUCUUUCUUUCCUUCUAUUUUGUGGGUCAUAAACAUAGAUAGAUAACAAGUUGUUUAUUACAAUUCUUAAUAUCAUUUCUCUUCCAAUCUUUUUCUCUUCUCUUACCCCCUUACCACUCUCAAGAACCACCCCAUAAAUUGUCUAAAUUAAACUGCUAAAUUUAUAUAAUUACCGGAUUCGAUUCCGAAUUGUGUUAAUUAUAGUGAAUUUUGAGAGGAGAUCAUUCCGAUGAGGGGCGGAUUGAGCGCGAUCCAACAAACCCUAACGCCGGAGGCGGCGAGUGUAUUAAGCCACUCGAUCGCCGAAGCUGGCCGGAGGAAUCACGGCCAAAUCACCCCUUUACACGUGGCAGCCACCCUUUUAUCCUCUCCAACCGGGUUCCUCCGGCAAGCUUGUAUCCGUUCUCACCCCAAUUCUUCACACCCACUUCAGUGCAGAGCUCUAGAGCUCUGUUUUAGCGUCGCUUUAGAGCGAUUACCGACGGCGCAAAGCAGUGGUAAUGGUACCAGUGGAUCAGUUCACGAGCCGCCGAUAUCGAAUGCGUUAAUGGCGGCCUUAAAGCGGGCUCAAGCUCAUCAAAGGAGGGGGUGUCCUGAGCAACAGCAGCAGCCGUUGUUGGCGGUAAAAGUGGAGUUGGAGCAGCUGAUUAUUUCGAUACUUGAUGAUCCUAGUGUAAGCCGGGUUAUGAGGGAGGCUUCGUUUUCGAGCCCGGCGGUUAAAGCUGCUAUUGAGCAGGUUGUUAGCACACAACCCAAUUCUGGGCCCGGUGGUGUCGGGUCCAGAAUUGGGUUGGGUUUCAGGUCCGGACCCGGCGGCCCAUCUCCGCCGGGUGCCGUACUACAAAGGAACUUGUACUUGAAUCCUAGAUUACAACAGCCGCAAGGGAAUGAGUUGCAAGGAAAAGGGGAUGAUGUAAAAAGAGUGAUGGAUAUCUUGUCAAGGUCUAAGAAACGGAACCCGAUUCUCGUAGGCGAAUCGGGGCCGGAGGAGGUGGUCAGGGAAGUGAUUAGACGAAUCGAGAAGGAUGAAAUACGCGACGUGGUGUUGCAAGGGGUGGAAGUGAUGUCAGUAGAGAAGGAGCUCGGGUCGGAUCGUGCGCAAUUGGGAAGCAAAUUAAUGGAAUUGGGGGCAUUGAUUGAAAAGAAAAUGAUGGUGAAUUGUAAAGGAGGAAAAGGGGUGGUAAUUGAUUUGGGUGACUUGAAAUGGCUGGUUGAUCAGCCUGCUAGUCAAGGUGUAUCGGAGGCAGCUCGAGGGGCGGUCACAGAGAUGGGGAAGAUUCUAAGGAAAUAUGGCGAAGGGAGUAAAAUUUGGUUUAUUGGAACAGCUACUUGUGAGACUUAUUUGAGAUGUCAAGUUUAUCAUACUGCAAUGGAGAAUGAAUGGGAUCUUCAGGUUGUUUCAAUUGUUGCUAGACCCCCUCUUACUGGGAUGUUGCCUAGGUUGGGGUCUAAUGGAGGAAUAUUAAGUAGCUCAGUAGAGUGUUUAAGCCCGAUGAAAGGCUUUCCGAUGCCUGCUUCGUCUUUUACUAGGCGGGUUUCUGAAAAUGUGGAUCCUACUAGAAGAUUUAGCUGCUGCCCUCAGUGUACAGAGAAGUAUGACCAGGAACUUGCAAAUAUAGUUGCAGGGCAGACAGAGAAGCAAUCAUCUGAUGUAAAAUCGGAUGCUACUCGACAGUCGUUACCCCCUUGGUUACAGAAUGCAAAAUCGAAUAGUGAUGAGACACUUCAGUGUAAGGAGCAAGAUAUGAUAAUGAAACAGAAAAUGCAAGAAUUGCAGAAGAAAUGGAGAGAGACAUGUUUGCAGCUCCAUCCUAGUUUUCACAAUAAUAUGAGCUCUGAGAGAAUCAUUCCAUCACCCCUCUCAAUGACGGGCUUAUACAAUCCGAAUCUACUUGUGCGCCAACCAUUUCAACCAAAAUUACAGCAACAACCCAGAGGAGGCCUUGGGGAUGGUCUGCAGCUCAAUCUUAGUUCUCCUGUUGCUCAACAACUUAAUUCGGGAAAUCCCACAAGUACACCAGGGAGCCCGGUGAGAACAGAACUUGUUCUAGGUCCAACAAAGACCAUGGGUACAGCUCAAGACGAUGGCCAAAAGGAUGGCCUUAAAGACUUCCUCGGCUGCAUUUCAUCUGAAUCAGCUGACAAACCUGUAUCUGCCAUUCCUGAAGAUGUAGACUCGUUCAAGAGGCUGCUCAAAGGUCUGAUUGCCAAGGUGUGGUGGCAGACAGAUGCGGCAUCUGCUGUAGCUGCUGCCGUAACACAAUGUAGAUUAGGAAAUGGAAAACGUCGAGUUGGAGGGUCAAAAGGUGACAUAUGGUUGCUAUUCUCCGGUCCUGAUAGGAUGGGUAAGAAGAAGAUGGCUGCUGCUUUAUCGGAGCUUGUUUCUGGUGUGGGUCCUAUUACUAUCUCUCUUGGCUCUAGACGUGAUGGUGAUGAAUCUGAGUUUAAUUUCCGUGGUAAAACUGUGAUCGAUAAAAUCGUAGAGGCGGUUAGAAGAAACCCAUUUUCGGUGAUAAUGCUGCAAGAUAUUGAUGAGGCUGAUAUGCUAGUCAGAGGGAAUGUCAAACGGGCAAUGGAAAGGGGAAGGAUUUCCGAUUCUCAUGGCCGUGAAAUCAGUCUUGGUAAUGUCGUUUUCAUUGUUACAUCAUGUUGGAUGCCAGAAAGGCUGCGAAAUUUAUCCGAUGGCGUGGUUACACUUGAUGAAGAGAAGAUGACCUCCUUAGCAAGUGGUGGUUGGCAGUUGAAAAUAUCAAUAGGUGAAAAGGUUACCAAUGCAGGGAAAAGAUCACCGAGUUGGCUGAGUGAUGGUGAUCAGGAAAGGUCAACAAAGCAAAGGAAGGAGGAAAUGGGUCAUGGAAAUUCAUUUGAUCUCAAUCAAAUGGCUGAUACUGAUGAUGAUCGGCUCGAUGGAUCCCAUAACUCGAGCGACCUCACAGUUGAUCACGAGGAGGAGCAUGGCCACGAGAACAGGGGAUCUCCCACAACCUCUUCAGAAGCACCCAACGAGCUGCUAACUUCAGUAGAUGAGGCUAUCAUCUUCAAAGCAGUCGACUUUAAACCAAUCAGACAAAAUAUCGAAAGGUCUAUCUUAUCAAAAUUCUCAUCUACAAUAGGUGAAACAUUGACAGCUAAGAUUGAGAGGGAAGCCCUUGAAAAGAUCCUAAGUGGAAUUUGGUUAGGACAAACCACAUUAGAAUCUUGGUUAGAGAAGACCUUGGCACCAAGCAUUAAUCAGCUCAAAACAAAAUUGCCCUCAUUGGCUACCAGGGAGGGUAAAGUGGUUGCUCGGCUUGAGCUAGAUCAAGAAUCCGAAAGCCGGAAUCCUGGCGAUUGGCUACCGGGACAAAUCAUGGUGGUAUCUAAUGCCCAGUAAAAAUUAUGGUGUAUGUAGGAGAGAUGUAUAUAUACUUGAAAGUUAGUCUUUUGGCGGGAUAUUUUGUGGAAUUGUUCUAGGAGAAAUACAGUUGAGGGAAGACCAAAUACAGGGGAUACUAUAAGAUGGUUAAAAAAAAUUCUUUAGUGCAAAAGUUUAUGGUCUCUCUCC